Messenger RNA from Cooperia oncophora, 621 nucleotides. The record is from the annotation of a GenBank genome assembly. Lineage: Eukaryota; Metazoa; Nematoda; Chromadorea; Rhabditida; Trichostrongylidae.
AUGGACCUGUUGCGACGUCGUGAUGCCACUUGGACUCGUGAACAACGCGAACUCAUUGCGCAUGCGUUGAGGCUCGUGCGACGUAUUUCGGAUCGCGGCGCUCUUGGAAAGGACGCAAAAUUCCACGUUUUCGUUCUUCUCACUAUAAGAGACCACAUGUUGUCCGGGUUCCUGCAACUAAUGGCAUGGACGCCAGUGACAGCUCAACUGUACGACGAGCCGUCUUUUCUGAGAACUUCUGUUCAUUUGACGUAUUUGUCAAGACUACUAGACUCAUUAAAUGAGUUCAACUUCGCUCUUGACCCUUCUCUCACAUACGGUGUUAUGGAUGAGGUUGUCAUAUGGAAGCGUGCUUUAUCGGCCUUCUUCUAUGGAAUAACUUCUAUCUUAGUUGUGUUCGUCAACAAAAUAUUGUUAACAAAUUACAGGUUUCCGUCGUUCCUUUUCGUUGGGUUUGGUCAAAUGAUCGCCACUGUUGUAGUAUUAUUCCUGGCUCGUCUUCUAGGAAUUGUCUCGUUUCCGGCUUUCGAUUAUUCUAUACCGCGUAAAAUUAUGCCCCUACCGGUACUUUUCGUUGUUAAUCUCGUAUCGGGGCUCGGCGGAACAAAAUUAAUCAAGUGA